UUCUUCUUCUUCAUGAGCUAGCUUGAUCAUCCAGCUACAAAUAUAUCAAAUUUCCAUUUGUCAAUUAAUCAUAUUUCAAUGAGAAUUUUGUUAAGUUUUAUUACUUGGAUAUUUUUGUUUUCGGUUCUUUGACAAUAUUUGGGUGCAAGGGGAGUGUUUGAAGGAUCAAAAGAAUCUCUUAGUGCAACUUAAUCAAAGUUUUGUAUCUUCUUCUUCUACAUCGAAGCGUAGUUCUUGGAGUUCAAAUACCGAUUGUUGUUCUUCUUGGGAUGGUGUUACAUGUGAUAAAAGUGGUCAUGUUUUAAGUUUAGACCUUAGUAAUGAAUCCAUUCAAGAUGGAGUAAAUAGUUCUAGUAGUUUAUUCAAGUUCCGGUAUCUUGAGAGAUUGAAUUUGGCAUUCAACUACUUCGGUUCUAUACCGAUACCUGUGGGGUUUAAUAAGCUUGUCAACUUGACUUACCUCAAUUUGUCAAAUUCGGGUUUUAAUGGGCAGAUUCCAAUUUCAUUCUCGCGUAUGACAAGCUUCAGUCACUCUAUGAAUUACGUCUCAGCGGGAAUAAUAUAUCAAGUGAAGUACCAGAGUUCUUUAGCGAAUUCCGCAACUUGACGUUUUUAGAUUUGAGUUCUUGCGAGUUGUACGGGAACUCCCCGGAAAGGAUUCUCAAGGUAAGAACACUUCAGAAACUCUAUCUUGCAAAUAAUGAUCAUCUUCAAGGUUCAUUACCAGAAAUUCCCAUGCAUGGACUGCUUCAGGAGUUAAUAUUGCUAAACACAAGUUUUUCUGGCGAGUUACCGAAUUCCAUAGGUAAUCUUAGAUUUUUAUCCCGCUUGGAUCUUUGGCAUUGUAGAUUUAAUGGACCAAUUCCUUCUUCAGUGUCAAAACUCAAACAACUUCAAUAUUUGGAUCUAUCUGAAAACAGUUUCACUGGAACACUUCCAAUGGCUUUGUUUGUAAUACCUUCACUACAAUACAUGGAUCUUUCUGAGAAUCAGUUCACUGGUCAACUUGGUCAGUUUGUCAACGGAUCUUCAUCUUCUCUAGAGACCCUUGAUUUGAGUAUGAAUAAGCUGCAGGGACCUAUUCCGGCAACAUUGUUUGAACUAUCUAGACUUGACACUCUUACACUUUCUUCAAACAAUUUCAGUGGGAUAGUAAAUUUGGAUGCACUUUUUAGUAAGUUGAAAAAUCUUACAGAUCUCGACCUAUCGAAUAACAUAUUGUCAGUAAUCAGUUCUAGUUCAAAUCCUGCAUUAGUUCUCCAGAUUAGUUUUUUGGCAUUAAAUUCUUGUAACCUGACAGAAAUUCCUAGUAUCUUGAAAAACACUGAACUGACCACUCUAGAUCUUUCAAACAAUCAAAUUCAAGGAAAAAUACCCAACUGGAUAUGGAAAAUUGGCGAUGGGAGUCUCAGACAGCUUAAAUCUUUCUCGCAACCUUUUGGAGGAUCCUGACCGGCCCUUCCCUGCCGAUAGUUUCACAUCGUUGAAAUACAUUGACCUCCAUUCCAACAUGCUUCAAGGAAAGAACCCAAUCUUGCCACCAUCAGCCUUAUUCUUGGAUUACUCAUCAAACAACCUUACUUCAAUAAUCCCAAAUGUUUCAUCUUAUCUCUCACAUGCUAUGUUUUUCUCUCUUUCGAGCAACCAAAUUUCUGGAGAAAUACCCGCGUCGAUAUGUGAAGCUAGUCUUGAAGUUCUCGAUGUGUCAUUUAACAACUUGAGUGGACCAGUACCGCCAUGCAUGAGGUCCAUGGCAAGACUCAGAGUUUUAAAUUUAAGAAGAAACAGCUUAAGCGGACAGAUACCCCAUGUAUGGCGUUCACAAGGAAGUAUACCUCCAGAUGAUUUUAAUUCUUAUCCAGAGUCUUGUGAUUUGAGAACAUUCAACCUCAAUGAAAACAAAUUUGAAGGGAAGCUACCAAGUUCUCUAGCCAAUUGUACCAUGCUAGAGGUUCUAGAUGUUGGAAAUAAUCAAUUAAGCGGUGGUUUCCCGUCCUGGUUAGGAUCAAUGCCCGAGCUACGUGUUCUUGUGUUGCAAAACAAUAGAUUUCAAGGUCCCUUGGGUAAUGGUGGAACUGAGUGUAACUUGGCAAUGUUACAAAUUAUAGACAUCUCUUCUAAUAACUUUUCAGGUGUUCUACCCAAAGAAUGUUUUUCUAGUUGGAAGACCAUGAUGGUAGACGAAGAAGAAGCAGCACGGAACCACAGGGAUCAAAUUAUAGGAUUUGGAUUUGCAUUCACUGACGAUAAUUACCAACAGGCAGUGACGGUUACAAGCAAAGGACAAGACAUGGACCUGGUAAAGAUCUUAACCAUUUUCACUAGCAUUGACUUCUCCAAUAAUAAAUUUGAAGGAGAAAUACCAGAUAUAAUUGGAAAUUUUACGUCACUCAACGUUCUCAAUUUCUCAAGCAAUGCUUUCGAAGGAAAAAUCCCAUCAACUUUGGGGAAUCUUAAAAAUCUGGAGUCAUUAGACCUCUCGUCAAACAAGCUGUCAGGAGAGAUUCCUUACGAAUUAGCAGGUUUAUCAUUCCUUGCAGUCUUGAACCUCUCCUUUAACAAACUAGUUGGAAGAAUCCCACCAGGUAGUCAGUUUCAAACUUUUGAGCCAAGUUCUUUUGAAGGAAAUGACGGGUUAUGUGGUUCUCCCAUGUUGAAAAACUGCAGCACUACUGAGGAGGCACCAGAAGAUGUCUUAACUAUUGAUAACGAACCAGAUUGGAUAUUACUCGCGGUACUUUUUCGGGGUUUUUGAUGGGUAUAGGUAUGGUUGUUGGACCUCAAUGUUUUUGGAUGAAAGCGAGAAAGUAUGAUGAUGAACUUGUCAACAAAAUCAUUACAAUGAAAUGUUUCGCAUGUAUUUAUAAAUUUCCUCGCAAGAGAAAAUGAAUGCAGCAGUAAUUACUACAAAAAUGUAAAAAUACCAUGCAAA
This is a messenger RNA of Papaver somniferum (opium poppy), 2932 nucleotides long. Its product is annotated as receptor-like protein 33. Bases 1400 to 2755 code for a protein of 451 amino acids. Lineage: Eukaryota; Viridiplantae; Streptophyta; Magnoliopsida; Ranunculales; Papaveraceae. Gene Ontology annotation, molecular function: protein binding. The transcript has 2 exons. The record is from RefSeq and is a predicted model, not a curated record.